GUUUUUUCUUGUUCUCAACGUUCAUCAUCUACUUGACAAAAUGGCCACUGCUAUCGGUGUCUGGAGCGAAGUCGUCAAGCCGGGUACUCCCCUGGUAUUCGCGCCUGCGGCGGAUCUCCGAAUUUGCAAUGUCUCCCUUGGAGAGACCCUGGCGGAUGAGAAUGCGCGUACGGUCCUGAAGAUCACGCACAUGACGCCCACCGUCCCGGAAGAGGACGAGGAUGAGGACGAGGACGAAGACGAUGAGGAGUCCGUCCCCAUGAAGGAGUGCGAGGUCGUCCUCUGUGCUCUUACCCCGGGAAAGAUCGAGCAGGCUGUCGUCGAUCUCAUCCUCCAGGAGGAGCAGAGCGUUGCCAUUGAGGCUAUCGGCAAGAACGAGAUCCACCUCGUCGGCAACUACAUCGAGCAGCCCGUCCCCUUCAACAACGGCGAGGACAGCGAGGAUGAAGAUGAUGAGUUUGGCAGCGAGGAUGGGUACGACCUCCGUGAUGUCUCGUCGGACGUCGAGAUGGACGCGGAUGAGCUUCUGUCCGAUGACGAGCGCUUCGAAGAGAUCAAUGAGGACGCUGAGCCCAAGUCGCUCAAGCGCCCCGCUGCAGACGAGGCCCCCAAGUCCAAGGCCGAGAAGAAGUUGAAGGCCGCGGAUGGCAAGGCUGUCGAGAAGAAGACCGAGGAGAAGGCUGACGGUGCCGAGAAGAAGGACGAGACCAAAAAGUCCAAGAAGGAGAAGAAGAAGGAAAAGAAGGAGCAGCAGGCGAAGGAGGGCAAGGCCAAGGAGGGCAAGGGCGAGGCUGCCGCACCCGUUGAGCGUGAGCUCCCGGGCGGCAUCAAGGUCAAGGAUGUCAAGAUCGGCGACGGCCCGAAGGCGACGAAGGGGAAGACGGUCGGUAUGCGCUAUAUUGGCAAGUUGACGAAUGGCAAGCAAUUUGACGCGAACACGAAGGGCAAGCCGUUCACCUUCCACCUGGGCAAGGGCGAGGUCAUCAAGGGCUGGGACGAGGGUAUCGUUGGCAUGCAAGUCGGUGGUGAGCGCCAGCUUACCAUCCCUCCGGCUAUGGCAUACGGCAAGCGCGGUAUGGACGGCAUCCCUGCCAACUCGACGCUCCUAUUCGAGGUCAAGCUGCUCUCCGUCAAGUAAGCAGUUGCCUUGCGUCGAUGACGCUGCGAAGACGCCGGCGGUGUUGUGUGUGCCAGGCCCGAUCGCAGUGUGUAGGGGCGGAUGACAAUGCGAGGGCGGCUGCGUAGUGCCCGCUGACGCUACGCAAAACUCUCUUCGUCCGCUCCCUCGCCGUCUACCUGCCCCCAUCUUACGACACAAAAUCUACCGAGGGCGUCCUCGAACGAGCUUCAUGAACCCCAAAAUUACGGACAUCUACGAGAUGAAGUAUCGCUUGAUUUACUUGCUACAACGAUCAGCUUGCAUGUAUGUACCAGGUGCUUGUUACAGUGCAGUCUUGGGCUGGCGCGUUUCAAUGCUGAUGAGGUUGUGCGCCA
Messenger RNA from Schizophyllum commune H4-8, 1494 nucleotides. RefSeq lists its product as uncharacterized. The record is from RefSeq and is a predicted model, not a curated record. Gene Ontology annotation, molecular function: peptidyl-prolyl cis-trans isomerase activity; macrolide binding. Gene Ontology annotation, cellular component: nucleolus; chromatin. Lineage: Eukaryota; Fungi; Basidiomycota; Agaricomycetes; Agaricales; Schizophyllaceae. The transcript is spliced from 9 exons. The coding region runs from base 41 to 1138 and encodes 365 amino acids.